UGUAUACGUGCGCGCGGAGGGAAAGAGGACGAGAGAGGCGAGGCGAGACGAGGGCGAGCCCGAGGGCGAAAGGGAAAGAGGGCAUAAUACAUAGGUGUGCGCGCGAGGUGGUGGCUGGAUCGGUGGCGGUAGCGAGUGGAGAGAGAGAGUGGUGCACGGAAGUGGUGUGGCGGUGUCGAGUCGUGGUGGAUGGUGGAUAGUGGCGGUUCGGGCGGUAGGUCGGUUCGGUCGGUUGUUGAUCGUCGUCGUCGUCGUCGUCGUCGUCGUGGUGUUCGGUGACGAGAACAAGAAGAAGGGAACGAGGAGAAGGCAGAUAGAACGAUAGAGGAGGAGGAGGAGGAGGAGGAGGAACGAUACAGAGAGAGAGAGAGAGAGAGGUGCGGAGGCGAGAUACGAUCAGGAGCGGACCGGAGAGAAGAGACGCGAGGAUGAGAUCGAUAAGGAGGGAGUGGACGAGGUGGUGCGGGUUUGGCGAAACGGGAACGCCGCGGCGCGUGUAGACGCACGGGGUGGUAAACAGACGCGCGUAAAAUACGCACGCACGCGCCCCGACCGGCCUGCUCGCCCGUGUCGGCAGAGAGAAGGGAGAGAGAGUGGUCGCGGAAAAGUCGUCGGUCCUCUCUGGUGGCCGGACACCGGGACGCGACGAGCACAGGGGGCACACCGGCUCACGGUUGAGAUCGUCUCGUAUCGGUGGAGGAGCCGCGAGACGGAGAGCGAGGGAGAGAGGAGAGAGAGAGAGAGAGAGAGAAAGAGGGAUCGGAAGAGGCAAGAGGCGGAGGAGGAAGAGGGAAGAAGACAAAGGAGGAUACUCGCCGGUACGGUGGAGCACGGAUUCGUCGCGGAGACGGGAUCGUCCUCCUCCUCCUCCCUUUCUCUCUCCCCCUCGAUCUCUAUCCAUCUCCACUCGAUGGGGUUCGCCGGUGAAAGAAGGUCAAAGAUCGAUCGUCGAGUACGAGGGUCGUGACCUCACGCAUACACGGGACGAGCCACGCGUGCGGCACGGCUCUUCCAGCGGGAAGGUGGAGGAACCUUGGCUGGAAGAAACGGAAACGAAGGGAGGAGAGAAGGAGAGAGAGAGGGAGGGAGGGAGAGAGAAGGAGAGAGAAAGAGGGAGAGAGAGAGAGAGCCGGUUAAGGUGGAUCUCGUCGGAGAACCGAUGAAAUUGAUCGAUCUCCGGACCCUUGGUCGAUCGACGCGUUAGGCGUUGUCGUCAAUGCUCGCCACUCGUCGACCAACGUUUCCGCGUAGAGUAGAAGAGGAAUCGUACCACGUCGGGACCACGUCGCGUCGAAGAUCGGUGGAUCUACGCUCGAUUGGACGGACACCGUGGUGGCAUAGAAGAAAAAUCGCGACGGAUCUAGGAGGAGGAUCACACGUGCCUCCGAAAACGAGAGACGCGAGAGACAUGCUGGUCGCUGGUCGUCCGCGAGAAGCGACGUUACAUCAACAACGCGAAUCGCGUGGGACAAAAGAAUCGUAGAGAAAGAGAAAGAGAGAGAGAAAGAGAAAUAGUCGCGCGAAAGAAAAAAGAAAAAGGAAAAAGCGAGAACGAUCCGUGCGAUCCACAGCGAACCACAUACACACAACAUAGGCGCGCGCGCGCGCGCGAGAAUCAUCGGAGGAGAAGCGUGGAAGGAAGAGGAAAGAAAGUGAUCGAAAGAGUGAAAAUCGGUCGGGUCGGGGUGUAAAAUCGGGAUCGAAAGAAUGUCGCGAGAUCCGUACUCGAGCGGAAGCGGAGUGGUCGGGCCAGGAGGCGGUACUCGGUCGCCUCGAAGCGGUCGUCGCGUGGGCGAGCUACCCACGGUCGACCGUAGCCCGUCGAGGAGCUACGCGAGCGGUCGCGGCAGUCCUUUGGGUCGGAAGAGAGGCACUCGUAGCGGGAACAACUCGCCGGAGCACCUCGGAUACGGGAGCUACCAUCACCAUCAGCUGGGCAGUCCGUACUACUCCCGCGACGAGGACCUCGCCAGUCCCGUGAUGCUCGAGGAGAGGGGCAGGAGUAUGUCAACCGGGGGCGGUGGGGGCGGACAUCACAGAUCCAGAAGCGCCUCGAGACCCGCCAUGUCCAGCUCGGCGGGCAUGUCGGCGAGGUACACCAGCCUCGAUCGUGCAUCCGCGGGUAUCCUCGAUCACGAUCGCGAGUUCGUGCCGAUACGCGAUCCCCGUGAACGUAGCCGCGACCGUGGACUUUACCUGGAGGAUGAGAUUUACGGGUCGAGAUCGGCCAGACAGAGCCCGAAUCCGCACAUGCUGCGCGACAGCGGUGGCUAUAUCGGUGAACUCCAACAUCAGAACAACGAUCUCCAACGAGAGCUCGGGAACCUCAAGAAGGAGCUCGAGCUGACGAACCAAAAGCUCGGCAGCUCGAUGCACAGCAUCAAGACCUUCUGGAGUCCCGAGCUCAAGAAGGAGAGAGCAUUGAGAAAAGAGGAGAGUUCCAAGUACAGCCUGAUCAACGAACAGCUGAAGCUGCUCAGCUCCGAGAAUCAGAAACAAAGUAUGAUGGUUCGCCAACUGGAGGAGGAGCUGAGGAUGCGGAUGAGGGGGCCGAGCGUCGAGAUGCAGCAACAAAUGGAAGUUUUGUACAACGAGAACGAGCAUCUGACGCGAGAGAUCGCCAUACUUCGCGACACGAUUAGGGAGCUGGAAUUGAGAAUAGAGACACAGAAGCAGACACUGCAAGCUAGAGAUGAAAGCAUCAAGAAGCUGCUCGAGAUGCUCCAAAACAAAGGGAUGGACAGCUACCGUCCGAAAAUCUGGAUUCCGAGCAGACAUCCCAAGAGCUUCUCGUUGCUUUCUGCUGUUCCAGGAAAAGAGGAGGAAAGGAUCAUGUUCCAGCAGAUGCAGUCGAUGGCCCAGAAGCAGACACGUUCUUGCCCAUCACGACAUACCGCUAUCAUGGCCAUUCGUCGUAAUCGAUGCACGAGCAGCGGGACGGUCCGAAAGUCGUCAAGUCGCGUCAAGACGAGCCGAUCCCAGGCCCAAGGGAGGACUUUGCGACUGUUUGGCACCGACCUGAUGCGACAUGCGAUAAUACGACGUCGUUCUCCUCGCGAGCUCAAAGCGACGAACGAGAGCCUGAAGAGCCUGCAGACGCAGCUGGAGUUGGCGUACGCGUCGACCGCGUCAUCCGGGGCAGCCGUGGCGGGCGGAAGCGCUGGUCUCGGGCUAGGUAGCGUAUCAGGUGCAGGCGGUACCGUCCUUGGAGGUAGCGUGGCGGUUCCAGGCGGCGUGCCCGGUAGCACCACCCUGACGGCCAUCUUGGAGACAAAAGACGCGCGCAUACAAACCCUGGAGAAGGAGGUGGCUUUGCUCGAGGCCGAGUUGCAACGUAUUAAGGAAUGCGGCGGUAGAUUAAGGGAGCAGCUGUUGAAAGCGACCGCUGUGCCGAGUAGUAGCGGGGGCGGUAGUGCGCAGCAGCAGCAAACGAUAACGCAACAACAACAGACGCAACAACAGCAACAACAGCAACAACAGAAUAAGGUUGCCGUGGGAGGUAUCGAGUCGCAGAUGCGGCAGGGGUUGGUGACGGCCAUGGGUGGUCCGCAGCAGCCCGGCACGUUGGCCUUGGCCAGGGGACCGUCCGUGAUGACCUCGCUGGUACCGUACGGUCACACGUCGACCUCGGCAUUAACCAGUUCAUUGCUUGCCGGUUCGACAGGUGGGACCACGAGCGGCGGAGGCGGUGGGGGCGGUUCCUCGUGCCUCGGCGGCAUCUCGUCGGGCGCUACCACCGGCGUGGUCAAUCCCUAUACCGAUCGUUACGCGGAUCAUCAUCUCCAUCAGCUUCAUCAUCACCCUCAUCAUCAUCAUCAUCAUCAGCCUCAUCUCCAUCAACACCACCACCAGCAGCAGCAGCAGCAGCAGCAGCAGCAACAACAGCAGCAGCAGCUGCAGUUGCAGCAUCAGCAGCAAAUGCAGCAACACUUGAAACAAAUUGAGCCUGCGGCGCAGGGCGCACUGGCGCUCCACGCGCACACCUUCAACAAGCACGACAUGAACUUCAAACGGCAACUGGACGAGCUACGGAUGGAAGUGCAGCGUAGGGAUCAGGAGCUGCUCGCCAUGUCCGCGAAAAUGAAAACCCUCGAGGAGCAGCACCAGGAUUAUCAGCGGCACAUCACUGUGCUCAAAGAGUCGCUCGCCGCCAAGGAGGAACACUACAACAUGCUGCAGGCUGACGUGGAGGAAAUGCGGCAGCGGCUCGAGGAGAAGAACCGGAUGAUCGAGAAAAAGACGCAGGCCGCGAUGCAGGCGCAACAGGAGCGGAAUCGUAUGAACACCGAGCUCACCGAGCUCAAGGAUCAUAUGGACAUUAAGGACAGGAAGAUCAACGUGCUUCAGCGCAAGAUCGGUGACACGAGAUGGCAGAUCGAGAAUCUGGAGGAUCUGCUAAAAGAGAAGGACAACCAGGUCGACAUGGCCAGGGCGCGUUUAACGGCAAUGCAGGCGCACCACUGCAGCAGCGAAGGCGCGCUCAGUAGCCUGGAGGAGGCGAUAGGAGAUAAGGAGAAGCAAAUGGCACAAUUAAGGGAGCAGAGGGAUCGGGCCGAGCAGGAGAAACAGGAGGAAAGGGAGUUGCACGAGAGGGAGAUCGCCGAGUACAAAAUGAAGAUACAUGCCCUCGAGUCGGAGGUGGAGAAAUUGGGCGCCCGGUUGGAGAGGGCGCAAGCGGAGAAAGAUCGACUGGAGGCGAAGCUGGAAAGCUCGCAGUCGGAGCUCGGCAAGAGCAAAGCCGAGCUGGACAAAGCGGCGUCCGAGGUUGGGCGCAGCGGGGCCGACUGGGAGGCUGCCAAGCAGAGGUUGACCAGGCUCGAGCUCGAGAACGAGAGGCUGAGGCACGAGAUCGAGAGGUCUCAGACCAGUUACGGGAGGAGCACCCUCAAUUCCUCUCAGGAGAUGGACAGGAUCCAGGAGAGGGCCGAGAAGGCGGCCGCCGAGCUCAGGAGGGCCCAGGCCGAGCUCAGAGUCACGCAAGCAGACAACGAGAGAGCUAGGGCCGAGGCAGCUGCUCUCCAAGAAAAGGUGGAGAAGAGCCAGGGUGAGGUAUACAGGCUGAAAGCCAGAUUGGAAAACGCCCAGGGUGAACAGGAGAGUCUGCGGGAUGAAUACGAUCGGGCACAGGCGUCGGUGGCUCGUCUGCACUCGGAACGGGACAAGGCGAUCGCGGAGCUCGAGAAAACGCAAGAGGAACUGGAACGGACCCAAGCUACCCUAGGCAAGGCGCAACUUCAACAGGACAAAUUGCAGAAUCUAUUGGACAAAACGCAGAGCGAGGUGGACAAGCUUCAGGAGAAACUGGACAAAACGCAAACGGAAAUUCGCAGGAUGCAAAUGGAGAGGGAAAAGCAGAACUACGAUUUCGAAAACGUGCAAAGUCAAUUGGACAAAGCGCUCGGCCAAUCGACCAGGAUGCAGAAAGAGAGGGAGACGAUUCAAUUGGAAGUGGACCGGUUGCAGGACAAAUACGAGAAGGCUCAGAUGAUAAUGCAGCGGCUGCAGAAGGAGAGAGAUGGGUUCCAAGAGGAGACGGACAAACUGCACGAGAGGAUAGAGUUCCAGCAGAAUCAAAUAGCGAAGAUGCAACGGGAUAAGGAGAACGUGUUGUCGGAGCUGGAAUUGGUGAAAGAGAGAUGGGAGAAGGCUCACAACUCCCAUCAAAAGUUAACCCUCGAACGAGACGACGCUCUCACCGAAAUCGAGAUCCUGAAGGAGAAGUUGGAGAAGGCCCAAUACUCGAUGAACAAGGCGCACGAGGAACGGGAGAACGCGAACAAGGAGUUCGAGAAGAUGUUGGAGAAGUACGACAGAGCCCAGAGCGAGGUGUAUCGGCUGCAGAAUCGAAUCGAGGUGAUGGAGGCGGACAAAGAUAGGCUGGAGCUGGAGGCCGAGAAGCAACAAAUGUUGGCGACGAAGAGCCGCGACGAGGCGAGGAAAGCGCAGGAGGAGUUGGCUCGGGUGCAAGAGAUGUACGACCGAGCCGCUCUUCAACUGGGCCGCACGAAGGAGCACGAGGAGAAGUCGAAGGAGGAUCUGGACAGAUUGACGGUCGAUCUGGAGAUGGUGCGGGAGCGUUACGAGAAGUCGCAGAUCGAGUUGAGGAGGUUGCAAAACGAGAGGGAGAAAUUGGUGGCGGACAACGAGAGGAUCAGUUUCGAAUUGGAGCGCGCCCACUCGCAGCUGACCAAGGCCCAGGCGGCCACCGACAAGACGCAGGAGGAGUUGGCGCGGAUGCAACUGGAGAUCGAGAAGAUGUACGAGAAGCACGACAGGCAGCAGGCCGAAGUGAGAAAGGCGCAGGCGGAGACGGAACGGCUGCGAGUGGAGGCGGAGAGCGCGCGGGAGGAAUGCGAGAGGUACGCGGCCAGGUUCGGCAAGUAUCAGGAAAAUCAGGAACGGCAGAAGGAGGAGCACGAGUGGGCGAAGCUGGAGGUGGAGCGGCUCCGCGAUCGGCUGGAGAAGGCGUUGGCGGAGCUCGAGCGCGCGAGGAAGGCCGAGCAGGACGCCUCGAGGCUGCGCGCCGAUCUGGAACGUGCGGAGGGAGCGCGAGGUAAAUACCAGUACGAGCAAGAGAAGUGGCAGAGCGAGGGUAGUAGGCUGCAGCAGGAGGUGGAGAAGCUGCGGGAACGUCUGGAGGGCCGUGAGACGGAGCUGAAGAGGACGCAGUCGAGCAACGCCGAGCUCGAGGCGAAGCUGCACGAGACGCAGCUUCAGCUCGAGCGGGCGCGCGAGGAGACCAACAAGGCGACCGCGGCGCAGGAACGGAAUCGCGGCGAGAUCGAACGCGCUAGAAUCGAAACCGAGAAGAUACGCGAUCGUCACGACAAGGUGAAGGCGAGAGCGGACGCCCUGGAGGCGGACAACGAGAAGCUCCGGGUGGAGAUCGUACGGUUGGAGAGGUUGAUGCAAACCGAGGGUAAGACCAGAUCGGAGAGCGCGAGCAUCGAGGUGGAGCGGCUGCGCGCGAGCCUGGACAAGGCGAUCGUGGGACGCGACCAGGUGGAGCUCGAGGCGGGGAGAUUGGCCAAGGAGCUGGAGAAGGCGCACAUGCAGACGGCCAAGUAUCAGGAGGCCGCCGAGGCGAACAAGAAAGAGUUGGAACGGCUCGCGGCCGAGACGCAGCUGCUCAGGGACGAGCGGGAGGCGCUGAGGCAAGAGUUGAGGCGGGUGCAACAGCAGCAGCAGCAGCAACAGCAGCAGCAACAGAUGGCCGGGAGCGAGGAGAUGGCGCACCUCCAGCACGAGUUGCAACUGGCUCAACGGGAGCGCGACAAGAUGGCCGCGAUCCUCGAGAAUCGGGAGAAACACUCGGAGAAGAUCGAGAAGGUGAAGGAGAAGCUGGAGGCGGAGGCGAAGCAGUUGCAAGUGGAACGGGAUCAGCUGGUGAUACAGUUGGAGAAGUCGCAGGAGAUGCUGGUCAACUUCCAGCAAGAGUUGGAGACGAACGAGGCCGAGUUGAAGCGUCAGCGGGACGAGGUGCGCCGACUGCAACAGUUGCAGCAGCAGAGGGUGCACGCGCAGACGCCGGAUAGGGCGGCGAAGGAGGCCCUCGAGGCGCAGAUGCGAGAGGUCCAUCGGUUGGGGCAGCAGGUGCAGAGCCUGACUCAGGCGCAGACGAAGGAACGACAGAGGGCCGAGCAGGCCGAGAAACGGGUGCAGGAACUUCAGAAGCAGAUCGCGUCGAGGGAUGCGAGCGUGGCGGCCGCCGGUGGCGCGAACGAGGCACAGCUCGAGCAAUGGAGGAAGCUAUGCGAGACGGAGAAACAGAGGGCGGACGCGGCCGAGAGGCAGGCCGCCGACUUGCAAAAGCGUAUCCAGAACACCGAGAGGCAGUUGCACGCUCAACAACAGCAGAUCCAGCAGAUGCAGGUGACGAUGCAGCAGCAACAACAGCAGCUACAGCAGCAACAACAGCAUCCGCAACAGCAAAACGGCCAGGAGGUCGCCAGGCUGAGAAAGGAAUUGGAACGCGCUCAAGAGAACGUUAAGCAGGCGGGCGUGGAGCGCGAGCGGUUCCAGGAUCAGCUCGAAAAGCUGUGCCAGGAGCUGCAGAAAUCUCAGGUGGACUUGCACGAAGCGAACAAGAAACUGCAAGCUGGCGCCGCGAAGGCUGGUAUCGAUACUACUCAAGAGAGAAGACAAUUGGAGGAGCAGAAACGCCAACUGGAAGAACAGAGAAGACAGACGGAAGAACGAGCGAAGUCCGUAGAUCAGAAAGCUAGAACGAUAGAGGAGAAGGAGAGGACGCUCCAAAGUCUCGACCAGGAUUUGAAGAAACGGAAAGCGAAGAUGGAUCAGUUGGAGCAGCAGUUACAAAGGAGCGGUGGCUCGCCGGACAAGAGAUUGGCGGAAAUGCAGAAGGCUCUGGAAACUGCCGAGAAGGAAUUGGAAAAGGCGAAAGAGGAAUCGACCAGAAGCUCUGCCGAGACCGAAAGGUUGCUGCAGCUGAUGCAGAUGACCCAGGAAGAGCAGAAUGCCAAAGAAAGACAAAUCAGAGAACUUCAAGAUGCACUCAAAGCCGCACAAGCCAAGUUGAAACAAGCCGCAACUGCACAGCAACAAGAGGCGGGUCCCACCGGAUUCCUAAAAAGCUUGUUCUAAGGUCGAUUUUCGUUGGGGACGCCUUCUCCGUUCUUUUUAGUACAAUUUGCAUAUUAAGCGAACUUUACAAGUACACGAACUUAAUUAUACGAAAAAUAAAUAAAAUACGAAAGGAGAUCGUACUGAGAUUCGCCAUUGACGACUCACUUUGUCAAGAUACAUAAUUAUUUUACGUAACGCUGCGACCAUUGUUAACAUAUUUAAUAAUAUUGAUAACGGGAAGAUAUUGACGAUAAUAACAAUAAUUACUGAUACAUAUA
Molecule: messenger RNA, 8864 nt
Organism: Apis mellifera (honey bee)
Lineage: Eukaryota; Metazoa; Arthropoda; Insecta; Hymenoptera; Apidae
Gene: brp
Product: bruchpilot
Exons: 20
Coding region: 1708-8604 (2298 amino acids)
Biological process (GO): maintenance of presynaptic active zone structure; regulation of synaptic plasticity; neuromuscular synaptic transmission
Cellular component (GO): cytoskeleton of presynaptic active zone
Molecular function (GO): structural constituent of presynaptic active zone
Source: RefSeq, a predicted model, not a curated record